AUGUCUCACAGGAAGUACGAGCACCCCCGCUGCGGUUCCCUCGGGUUCCUCCCGCGCAAGCGCGCCGCCCGCCACCGUGGAAAGGCCAAGAGCUUCCCGAAGGACGACCCGAAGGCGCCGGUCCACCUCACCGCCUUCCUCGGCUACAAGGCCGGCAUGACCCACGUCGUCCGUGACCUUGAGCGCCCCGGCUCGAAGAUGCACAAGAAGGAGGUCGUCGAGGCCGCCACCAUCAUCGAGACGCCGCCUAUGGUCGCUGUCGGUGUCGUCGGCUACGUCGAGACGCCGCGUGGCCUCCGCUCGCUCACGACCGUGUGGGCCGAGCACCUGUCGGACGAGGUCAAGCGUCGCUUCUACAAGAACUGGUACCGCUCGAAGAAGAAGGCGUUCACCAAGUACGCCAAGAAGCACGCCGAGUCGGGUUCGGCGUCGUCGGUCGCCCGCGAGCUCGAGCGCAUCUCGAAGUACUGCUCGGUCGUCCGCGUCCUCGCGCACACCCAGAUCCGCAAGACUGGCCUCGCGCAGAAGAAGGCGCACCUCAUGGAGAUCCAGAUCAACGGCGGCUCCAUCGCCGACAAGGUCGAGUUCGCCAAGUCGCACUUCGAGAAGACGUUCGACGUCUCGUCGAUCUUCGAGCAGGACGAGAACAUCGACAUCAUCGCCGUCACCCAGGGUCACGGUUUCGAGGGCGUCACCCACCGUUGGGGCACCAAGAAGCUCCCGCGCAAGACCCACAAGGGUCUUCGCAAGGUUGCCUGCAUCGGUGCGUGGCACCCGAGCAAGGUCAUGUACUCGGUCGCUCGCGCCGGUCAGGACGGUUACCACCACCGUACCGAGCUCAACAAGAAGGUCUACCGCAUCGGCAAGGCCGGCGACGAGGCCUCGGCUUCGACCGAGUUCGACAUCACCAACAAGGCCAUCACCCCGAUCGGUGGCUUUGUCCGCUACGGCAUCGUCAAGAACGACUGGGUCAUGAUCAAGGGCUCGUGCCCGGGUGUCGUCAAGCGCGUCGUCACGCUCCGCAAGUCGCUCAUCACGCACACCUCGCGCGCCGCCCUCGAGAAGAUCAACCUCAAGUUCAUCGACACGUCGUCCAAGUUCGGUCACGGCCGUCACCAGACCAUCGAGGAGAAGAGGGCGUUCGAGGGUCAGCUCAAGAUCAAGGCCUAA
Rhodotorula graminis WP1 is the source of this 1170-nucleotide messenger RNA. RefSeq lists its product as uncharacterized. Gene Ontology annotation, molecular function: RNA binding; structural constituent of ribosome. Lineage: Eukaryota; Fungi; Basidiomycota; Microbotryomycetes; Sporidiobolales; Sporidiobolaceae. The record is from RefSeq and is a predicted model, not a curated record. The coding region runs from base 1 to 1170 and encodes 389 amino acids. The transcript is spliced from 7 exons. Gene Ontology annotation, cellular component: cytosolic large ribosomal subunit; ribosome. Gene Ontology annotation, biological process: ribosomal large subunit assembly; translation.